Molecule: messenger RNA, 2867 nt
Organism: Cygnus olor (mute swan)
Lineage: Eukaryota; Metazoa; Chordata; Aves; Anseriformes; Anatidae
Gene: PRR29
Product: proline rich 29
Exons: 6
Coding region: 60-641 (193 amino acids)
Source: RefSeq, a predicted model, not a curated record
GCCCCAGCAGCUAUAGCAACAAGCCGGAGCUGCCGGCUGCAGUGCUGCUCGGCUGAGCCAUGGAGGUCGGGGCAGCAGGGGACCCCAAGGGGGUCUGGGGGGACCCGGCGGCUGGGACCUACAUCAUCCCGCAGGGGCUCCCACCUGUGCCAUGUCCCCAUGGCACCGUGCCGGUGUCCCAGCAGCCGGUGGUGAUCCUCCAGCAGCUUCCUGGGACCCUAGCCCAGCCCACCAGAGCCCCACACCUGCGGGAAGAUUUAAUCGAGUUGAUGAUGAUUCAAAACUCCCAAAUGUACCAGGUGGUGAUGAACAGUCUGGCCGUGUCGGCAUUGACGUCCUUCGGGUUCGGACCAUCUCCAGCUGCUGCCCAGCCACUCAUGGUGCCUUUGCAGACCGGAGAGGAAGAGGAGGCCAUGGUUUUCCACCACCACUACGUCCCCUACGCCAGUCCCACUCCCAUCCUGGCAUGGCCAGUCCCGGCUGGGGCUGGGGGACCGGUGGUCAUGCGCUACCAGGACAUGGCAGCAGAGGACGGGGAGCCCGCAGUGCCACCUCCUCCACCCCCCAGCGCCACAGGGACCGUAGGAGCCAAUGUCCCACCAUCAUCAGAGUACUACGACAUGCUGGAGCAGCAGCAGUGAGCUCCCUGCACCCUGAGGUGGCUUCUCCUGCACUUCCCUGGCCUCCACCCCAGAAGAUCUUGUGUGUGCCAAGAGUGGGUGCCCUAUGGUACUGACAGUUUUGGGGUGGCCCACGGGGAAGAGGACAACGUGCCCAGCAAAAUGCAUCAAAAUAGUGCAUUUUGCUGGGCAUGUUGUCCUCCUCUCCACCCCAAGGGACUGGGUGUCACGAAGCCCAUCACCAAACCCAGGUGACUGCACAAGAGGGACAAGCUCCAGUUCAGUGGUGACAUCCCAGUCCCAGCUGGAGAAUGUGUCCUUGCCAAGCCACGAGGGCCCUGCGGUGCUCAGCACCAUGCUGUGUCCCCAUGGGACAUGCUGGCACCCGUGGGGUGGGGUUGUGCCAGCCCAGGUGUCCCUUCAGCUCCCAAUGCAGCACAUUGCCUGUAAUUAAUUUGCUUUGUUAAGAAAGCGCCCUGCUGUCACUAAUUAAGCAUCUGUAAUUACCCAGGCUUCUGGCUCUGUUCCUGAGCAUAGGGCUUCCUCCAAGCAGCAGGGGUGAGGGGGGGCUGUGAGCCUCUUGCACCCAAAGGAGGGGGAAUACCAGUGCCUGAUGCUCUUGGCUGAGCAUAGCAUGGGCAGGGCUGGAUAUGGCCAAGUGCUGUUCCCACAAUGGGAACACACAGUUCCACAGCUCCCACACUGUUCCACACAGUGCUGGCCCAGUGCUCAUCCCAGUAAGGGAUCCAUCCUGUAGAGGGCUCCUGGUUGAGUGAGUGUGGGGUUCCCCAGGGCUUGGUUUCCCCUGUUUGGGUAAAAAGGUGGGGAGAGUGCGUGCAGGUGUAUUAUGGGUGCUGGGAGCUGGUCCCUGCCUCUGCCACCUCCCCAUCCCUGCUGCAGGGUUCACAGCUCUGCUCUGAUGCCACCAGGGUGGGUGGGCUGGUGGGGCUAUGGGGUUCUGAUGAGGGCUGUGGAGUUCCAUGCAGCCAGCAGCAUUACAGCCUGGUUAUCAGGAGGCUCUGCUUUAGGAGCUCCUAGUAGGAGACUCUAGGGCUGGGGGUUAUGUGGAGCUGAGAGCAUGCAGAAAGACGGUGUCCAGGCAGUUGACCCUGAAAUCCCCUCCUUCUGCCCCUACUGGGCAAUGAGGACCACCCUGUCUCUAUUUUGGGGUCCCUAUGGAAGGGAGGGCUCAUGCUCCCGCUGCCUAGGACCGAGCCAUGCUCUGCCACAGACGGAUCUUCCUCUGCAGCAAGGCUCAGCCUGGCUCCUGCUGAAGCUGUGGGAGAUGCUAGCAGGGUUGGCCCCAGUGUGGAGUGAAGGAGCCGCGUUGGGUUGGGCAUGAAGGCACAUCUCCCUUGGGUGGGAGUACCCUGAGAUACUAUAAGACCGACUGGGUAGAGCAGGAGAGGAGACCAUCCUGGGGCACUUCUAGCUGGCAGCACAGGGAGCAUGGCACGGCCAGGAGCAGGAAGGCAUCUGCUUGUUCCCAUGCUACCGGAGGUGGGGAGAGGGUGUGGGUGGAAGCAGCUGCUGUGGGAGCAGAGCAAGGUGAUUUUGUUGAAGGUAUGUCAUGUCAGAGAAGGUUUGGGGCCACUGGGUGUGACCCAGGAGAUGCGAUGCUGGGGUUGUUACGGGAAGGCACGAGCAGAGCCCUCUGACCCAAGGACUGGAGGAACCAAGGGGUCUGGGCAGUAGCGCACGGAUGGAGUGGUGGGGCUGUGAGCCCCCAGAUAAGAGAUGCUGGUGGCUGAGCUGGCUGACACCAAGCCAGAAUCAUCUCUGUGAUGUCAGAACACUGCUUUUGAAAAGCAAGACCAGAGUUUCCAGACUUCCACAGCCCAAGAAUGGGCUUGAAUCUUGCGUGCCUGGUGUGACAGCAAGUGAGCAGGAGGAGAGGCUAAUUACACUCCUGUGCACGCUGACUGCACUGCCGUAAACACCUAAUGCGAUGCAGCCCCUGGCUGCCAGCUGGGGUGGGGGCUGGCCAGCCUGUGUGGGGAGCAGCCAGGUAUGCCCCAGUGGCCUGAUAAUCUGCAGUGUGAGUCCUGAUGGUUCUGGGGAACUACGGCCAGCCUCGCUGGGGUGGUGGGUAUGGACUGGAGCUGCUCCUGUUAUCAGGAGGAUUUCAGGGGUCGCUGUGACCCCAAGAGGUGCCCGCAGCGUGAGUACUUUAAUAAGCAGCUGAGCUGAUUGCAUCAAGUCGGAAGCAUUGCAAUAGGCACAUCCCAGCUGUGACUCCGUGGGUGA